GAAGUGGUAGUGUUACAGGAAGCCUUGUCUUGCCUACAAAACUUUGAAGCAGUUUGUCGAAAAACACUCGCCGAAACACCAAAAGACGUGGAAUUACGAUAGCCUAGAGAUCUAGAUCUAGAUAUCUAUAUAUAAUAUAUCAAUGAAACGGUACUUUUGAGUGAUCAAUCAUCCAUUGGAAAUUGGAACCAAAGAAGAACGCCAGUCCAACAAUAGUGUCAAUAGGCAUAGGACCAGAUCUUUGAACAGCCUGCAGCUAUAGACUAGACUAUAGAAUAGCCUGCCAACUAGGCUCUCCCGCUUCAAAUCGAGAGAACAUCAAAAUUUUGUGCAAUUUUAUCAACUGUGGUCAGUGUGCUACCUUACCUUUGGCCCAAAAAUGGCAGAAGCAAGUGAGGGGAUGGAAGAAUUUUGUGAUAAUUUCUUCAAAAUAAAAUUGACGGAGAAAGAGUUUCAAAGUCCGGCCUUCGAACGGCUCCUGGAAAAUGGAACCCUACAUAGGAACGAAAUAGAAAAAAUAAGGGAGGAAGAUGAGUUUGAUGAAAGAGAGGACCUAUCGGACACUAAAGCUGGAUUCUCUGAUGAUGAUGAGGCUCAAGGAGGAGUGGAUGGUCAUGAAACUGAUCUUCGCCUGCGAGACUAUCAGUUCGAGCUGGCGGAGGAGGCUGUCAAGGGCUACAACACUGUCGUAUGUGCUCCUACUGGCUCAGGAAAGACACGAGUUGCUACAUACGUCAUUCAAAAACAUUUGGAGAAAGAAGAAGCUACGAAUGCAGUCAAAAAAGUUGUGUUCCUUGCACGAACCGUUCCUCUUGUGAAGCAACAGUAUGAUAACCUACAACGACAUCUUGGAAAUAAAUACAGCAUCCUGAAGGUGUCAGGAGGAGAAGAGAUCAGCUUGAAGCUUCACAUGAUAAUCGAUACUUAUGACAUCAUCGUGAUGACACCUCAGAUCCUGUUGAACCACCUGAACUUUGAUCUCAUCCCGAGCCUUGAGAUCCUCUCCCUUGUGGUCUUUGACGAGUGCCACCACACAAAUAAAAAGGAGACCUACAACAUACUCAUGCAGGCCUAUCACAAGACAAGAAUGGAGAACGGUGGUGAAAAGAUGCCUCAGAUAUUGGGACUUACUGCCUCUCUUGGUGUUGGAAAUGCCCAGACAAUAGAUGGGGCGUAUGAGAAUAUAGUGAAAGUUUGUGGGAAUCUUGAUGUCAGAAAAAUUUCCACUGUCUCAAAACAUGUUUCUGAGCUGCAAAAGCAUACGCCAGUACCCACCGAAGAGAAUGUGAAUUUACAACGAAGAGGACUGGAUAAUUUUGUGGAAAACAUGAAUAGCUACAUGACAAAAAUAGAAAAAAGAAUCAAACGACUUGCCGAAGGCUUAAGUUGUGGAGGUGUUCAUGAAGAACUUAACAUGUUGCCACCAGACAAAAAACUUCAAGCCUACAGGCAACGAAUUGUCCUUGUGAGACAAGCUGUAGAAACUUGCAAACCCCAAGAAGACCGCAUUAAAGAUAAAGGGUUGCUUAUCUCCCUGACAAGGCGACUAGAGGUUUGCAGUGAAGCUCUGGACCUGUAUGAUUUGGCAGAUACACAGGAAGUUCAGAAGUUCCUACUCAAAAAAAUCAUGGAUGUACCAGAUGAGAAUUUAAGAGAAUUACCGGAGAUGGAUCCUGCCUCAGCUUCACCAAACAAAAAUCUUCAAAACCUUGAGAAAGUUCUACAAGAACAUUUGGUUGAAAAAAGUCAGUCUUCACGAUGCAUAAUUUUUGUGUCCACCCGAGCUUUGGCAAAAGCUCUCACAGGCUGGAUGAAUAGGUUGAACCCAUCUGUCCGUCAUCUGAAGGCAGCUGUGUUUUCUGGGACUUCUGCUUCUAAAGACAAAGAUGGCACAAGUAAGAUUGAGCAGAACCUACUUCUCAAGUCUUUUCGUGAAGGGGAAGUGAAUGUACUGGUUGCUACAACCGUGGCAGAAGAAGGACUGGAUAUUACUGAAUGCAGUUUAGUCAUAAUGUACAACCAUGUUGGAAAUGAAGUGUCACGGAUUCAGAGAAUGGGGCGCUGUCGACAGUUCAAUGGAGUGUCUGUGUUGAUGGCAAUGCCUGAAGAUAGACCGCGGGACUACUUGAACAGAGAAAAGGCUGUCUUGAUGAACAAUGCCUUAAAAGACAUAGGGCAAAAAAGACAAGAAUUUGAGAGGAAGGUGAAGCAGUUCAUUGAAAUGGAGCUGGAACCUGAUAUAAAGGCUUUGAGCAGCACAAGCGAUGUGACUCAAGUACCUGAAAGAAUUCUUGAGUUUAAGUGCAAAAUCUGCCACCGACUUGCAGUCAAGAGCUGUGAUCUCAGAUUGAUUCACAAGAUGCACAGAGUUGUAGUAAAUGGAGACUUUCUUGACAACAUUGAACUGCUGUAUCAGAGACCAAAAAAUGUUUCUGAACUCCGUUUUAUCGCAAAAGUCUUCUGCAAAGAGAAAGAAUGUGACAACUCUAUUGGAACAUUGCUGAUAUAUAAGUACACACCAUUUGUUGUGCUUUGCCGUGAAAAUUUGCACUGUCCAUCUCUCAAGUCGAAUUGGAAGUGGAAAGAUGCUUCUGAGAAAGGAUGUAAAUGCGCUGAUAUUCAGCCUCAUGACUUUAAAGAGUAUCUGUUUGGAAACAAGGAUAAGUGGUAUGAGCCCCCCUCCGUCGGUGCAACAAAGCAAAGGAGACCCCCCCCUGCAGGACCGUCAGUUGUUCCAGCACCAGAGGCAGACAAUAGACAAGUCGAGCCAGCCAUACAAAUAGGCCAGGCUUCCAAUGCAGAAGACACAAACUGUGAAAAUGGGGGCAUUGAAGGGCUGGGUGAUUUAGAUGAGGCUCAAAGAAUUUUAGCAGAUGCUCCUCCUUUGGAUAUUCUUUCCCUUACUAGACAGAAUGUCCUAUCAGAUUUUGCUCUGCACCAAACAAGCUUUGAAAGUGAUAUGAGCACUCUAAAAAUAAGCAAAUAAAGUCAAGGGAGUAAUAGAAAGCAGUGGAAGGUACUUUUUUUUUUGCAGUUGUUGGAUUUUGUUAUGAUUUAGAACGCAUUUUUUUAAAAACAUCUGUUGGGUCAGAAAUCUUUUCAUUAUGUAUGAAUUUUGCUAAUUAUGAAUUUCAAGCUGUAUCAAGGGAGGUGGACAAAUUUGGACUUCUGGGCCUAAAAUUUAAAUUAAUUAUACCCCUAUGCCGAGCAGAUUUGGGUUUUUCAUAUAUUGACUUCACAUCUGCUAGGACAAGCUUUCUGGCUUCUGUUGCUCCGCAAUGGUCCACUCUGUACCAAAACUUCACAGAAAACUAACUUUGCAGAAUGUCAGAAAGCUGUUUCGUCGUGUGUAAUCUCUGUUGAAAAUGAAGAGUGUUGAUACACAAGGCAACAAUCGAUAUAAUCGAAUACAUGCCUUCACGUGACCACAUACUCCCAAUACGUAACUGAAGUGUGUAGGUUAGAUUCACCAUUGAACACUUCAGUGAUGUAUGUAAUAAACAGGUCAACGGCCUACACUAUUGCCCUUGGCUUAUAGCAAGAACGUUGGCCUGCACUCACACCAUGCCUGUUCCCCCCCCCACCUCUCUCUCUCUCUCUCUCUCUCUCUCUCUCUCACUCUCUCUCUCACACACACACACACACACAUACACGCAGCAUGGCUACUUCGGUGAUGGAAAUUUGCAGUUGUGUUUAAUUAGUGCUACCCUCACAUGUUUAUGCUAUGUGCAUAUUUUGAAUACAAAGAAUGUUUAAAAAGAAAUUUGGGACCUGAAAAUUUGUUUACUAUGUGAGUUUUUCUCAAUAUAGGCAUCAGCUCUAUGUGCGAGUUAGACUGCAAAUAAAAGCUUAAUGUUGGCACGAAGGCCUUAAAGUUGAUAUUCCUAACACAUUCAGUAUAUACUUUAAAACGUUUUGGAUCCUCAAGUUGAGGUUAUUGAUAAGGUCAGUUUAUAUUUGAAAGAAUUUUGACAUUCUUAAGUUGUUGUGAAUGUUCUGCAUAUUUACAGGCUUUAUGUGAGAAAAUGGGGUUUUAAAAUUGAUGCACUGAAGGGUAGAGAGAGAAUAUUUAGUUUUGCCUCAUUUUGCUUCACUUUUAUUGGAAAGGCCUCACAAUAUGUCAUGUUUUUAUGCCUUCGAUUUGAUAAUGUUGUUAUAAUUGUAGAUUUUUGUGAUCAUGUUGAAUUUUGUGUGCAAUUUUGACUCUCUUGUUGAGAGGGAAUGUGAUCAUUUACUCAAUGUGAAUAAUAUCAAGAGGGUCAUUUUUCUGCCUUUCUUCAUGUGAGGUUCUUAGUCUUUUAAAGAGGACAAAAAGAUUGUUAUCACUCCGUGACAACAGCCUUAUAUGCGUGGAAACUUUCUGAGAAAAGUAAUCUGAGACAUUUGAGAUGUGAAUUAAAGGCACGAUAAGGGCGAAGAGGGGAAGGGGGCCAAACCUUGCUUGAUGGCAGGCUGUUGUGCCCCUAAGCUAGGAGUUGAACUGACACAAAUGUGGUAAGGAUCCACCUAUUACUUCACAGUGACAACCUGCAGUGUCGGCUGUCCUUUGGAGUUCACACCAUAACACUCACAGUAAUCUGUAAAAGCAAAAGUCAUGGAGAUUAGCUAAGACCCAUAGCCGAUAAACUCAAAGCUCCUACUAUUGCACGACAUUUACUAACACUUUUUAGCAGACCCAAAGAGUGGAAAAAGAAAUAAAUGCUGAACUGAUCAGCACAUAGCAAGAAAUGAACAGUGCUUUCACAAGCUUCAAAUAUAAUGUGAUACCAAAACAAUGCACAAAUGGCAUGGCAUAACCAAAGUGGGUCUAUAUGCUCUCUGAUUGUGACUGGUUAUGCAAAAUAUGUUUAACCAGAUGUGAUGAAAUGAAAGUUGAAUCACAUUCACUAUAAAAUAAUUUUUUCAAGUUGUUGCACUUAUGUCCUUAACUUUUUCAGUCUUAUAAUAUCAUUUUUUCAAGUUGUUGCAUUUAGAUCUAUGUCCUUAACUUUUUCAGUCUUUUAAAGUUUGUUUUGACCCAUUUUAUGUAACAUUUUAUUUGGGUGUAAUUCCAUAAUUUUUAAUACCAAGACACAUGGGAUCAAAUUUGAAGGUUUCAUCCAGCAUUCAUGAAUAAACUUGAGUCUAAACUAGAAAGAAAGCUCUUUCAUAAGAUAUUUCGGGGAAAAAGCUGCUUUAUCAUUAUUUUUUUUUUAAUUGAGAUGAUAGGCUAUGUAUUGCUAGUGGAAAAAAAAAUGUUACGUAUUUUUUAUGAAUGUGCUUGCAAAGCUGAAUGGGGAGUUGUCUUAUUUAUUUAUCUUUUAUAAUUUGAUUCGUCCAGUUUAUUUUGGUGAAUUCUUAGAAAGACUAUGAGGGAGACUAUACUCCUACAGAGACAUGUUACAUAGAAGAAGCAAGCAAGACUGAGAUUCAAGAAUGAAGAAGUUAUUGAGAUACAUCGACUAGGGAUGCAGCUGCUGGUGUUCAUGAACUUUUAAGUACAAUUACUGUUCAUGUUUUAUGCUCCUCCUUGAAACAAUUUAGACCAUGAAGCAGUCUGGCUGCUUUGAGAAUGCUUGUCAAAUCCAGCAAAGCUGUAUUGAAUACUGCAUGCGUAUCCUAGCAGAAAGAUGGAAAAUCUAGAUAAAAUAUCUUCUUCACUUCUGAAUUUUAUUAACCCGUUGCCAGGCACACAGCUUAACCAUCACACACACACCACAGAUGCUGGACCUUUUUUUGUCUUUCGUCUGCUGGUAAUUCAAAUGUUGGGUCUUCUGUUCUUGGUUUCAAUUUUUCUCAUGUCACCAGUCAGGCUGCUUUUGUUCUCCAACCUGGAUGCUUAGCUUACAUAACCUUUGUUUCCUUUCUUGUCCCUGUCUUUAUAGUGCUCUAUACACCUCUCCAAUGUGCUUUGUUUGUAUACAUUGACAUUUCAGCAAGAUGUUUCCCUGCUUCUGAUAAAGAGACUUUAUGGGGACACUUCUGCCCGGUAUGUCAGAACCCUUCACUUAAGAUGUGGUUUUUGCCUUUGGGUCUUGUGAAAUAUUUAUGAUAGCUAUGGGUUUCUUUAUUCAUGGAAAGCACUUGUUUCGUCAGGUUUAUUAAGAUAAUGACAGGCAUUUUUGCUACUUGUUUCACAUAAGAUUAUGUAAAAUGGUUUAUGAAGAUAAGGAAUGAUAGAAUGUGCCUUGAAAGGAACACAUAAAAAAUUGUAUUGUUUUCAUCAAAUUAUAUGUCAUCAUUGAAAAUACAGCACAGUGUCUGUGUAGAGAUUUUAAGAGAUUGUUGUUUUUAGUGUUAAUGUUAAAUCUUCUUGAACUUUGCACUGCCUCUCAGAUGCACACUGGCAGUAACAAAUUGUGUAGCUACAAGCUGCAAGGAUAAUGAGGUUAAGGUACAACUUUGCUACUUCAUAGGACAUCUUUGUGUUGAACUCGCUUGAGCUGAUCUUCGGUUAAAUUGAUAUUUUUCUUGGGUCCCAGCACUUCCUCUUCUUUACAUUUGUUAAUUAAUAUCAAACGGUUGAGUUCAACUUAAACGUACUACAAAUUAAAAUACGAACAGUGGAAAAUGUUUUGUUAUGUCCCUUGAUUUUGUGAUCUGGACGAAAUUGAGCUUGGGAGGAGUUGGGGGGUUUUUUUCACUCCCUUGACAUCAACUCAUCAGUAGUCGACUGUACUGUGAUAUCUUUGUGAUAAAUUUUACUUGUCUAAAGUGCUGUGCUUUUCAUUCAUUUAUUUUUUUUUCUUUUUUGUGGAGUGUUUUCUACUUUAUAAUUCAUCUUAAGUAAUUGCCCAAGAGAAAAUAGUGAAGUGAAAAUAAUGUAGCCUACUGUAACUAUUUAAUAUUAAAGCUCUGUUUUUGGACAUGAA
Aplysia californica (California sea hare) is the source of this 6851-nucleotide messenger RNA. RefSeq names its product probable ATP-dependent RNA helicase DHX58. Lineage: Eukaryota; Metazoa; Mollusca; Gastropoda; Aplysiida; Aplysiidae. Gene Ontology annotation, molecular function: nucleic acid binding; ATP binding. The coding region runs from base 380 to 2986 and encodes 868 amino acids. The record is from RefSeq and is a predicted model, not a curated record. The transcript has 17 exons. Gene Ontology annotation, cellular component: cytoplasm.